CUGUGUCUGUGCCACUGCUCACUCCCCACCUUCACUUCACCACUCCACUGUCCACUGCCCAGCUCCAAUCUCCCGAGCUCCGGCCGCGAGCAAGUAAAAUACUCCUCCCUCCCGACUCCACUCCCUCCGAGUCAACUGACUGACUGACGAUGGAUCGGCACGGGCACGGGCAGCACCACCGGCUGGUGACGAUGCCGCGGGAGGGGGAACCUUCAUCCUACGCGGGGGCCGGCGGGGGCGUGGACGUGGUGGCGCGGGAGGCGGCGGCGCAGGCGCUGGGGGCGGUGGUGCAGCUGCACUUCGACAAGACGGUGGAGAAGAAGCGCAGCGCCGACGCGCAGAAGCAGGAGCUCUGGCGCCUCUUCCUCGCCUUCUUCCUCUUCCUGGCGCUCGUCCUCUCCGCCGUCGCCGGCGGGGGCCGCCUCCAGUGCCGCCACCUCUGGGCCCCCGCGGGCCUCCUCUCCCUCGCCCACCUCGCCUUCUACGCCGCCGUCGCGCACCACCUCCGCUGCCUCAACGGCUUCAGGUACCAGCGGCGGUGCCACAAGCUGACACUGGCGCUGGCGGCGGACCGGCUGCGGAUGCUCAAGUCGGCGGGGGAGGUGGUGGCGGCCGCCGACGUGGAGGUGCCCUACCAGGAGCCGCACGAGACCUACCUCGCCAAGUUCAAGCGCAGCUGGGCCAUCCACUUCGCCUUCCUCAUCGCCACCUUCGCCUUCUCCGUCGCCGCCGCCGUCGCAGUCCUCUGCUUCUAGCCCUACCCCUACCCCUACCCCUAGCCUACCCCUAGCCUAGCUGCCACCAUUACCUUCUUCUCCUCCUCCUCCUCUCUGCUUCUUCUGUUCAUCAGGAUUACUAGUAGAAUCGAAUCGAAUCGAAUCGAUUGUGCUGUGCUGUGUUCCACCAUUAGCAAGCAAGCAGCACCCAGAAAGAAAGAAUGUCCUACAGACAGCAGCACCAAGAGUGAGUGGGAUCUGUUUGCUUGCCUGCCUGCCUGCUAACAUUCAUUAAUGUCAAGGAUCUUCGUUGGCCAUGAUUGUGACCAACUCUGCUUUGCUUUCA
Triticum aestivum (bread wheat) is the source of this 1062-nucleotide messenger RNA. RefSeq lists its product as uncharacterized. The coding region runs from base 150 to 755 and encodes 201 amino acids. The transcript has 2 exons. Lineage: Eukaryota; Viridiplantae; Streptophyta; Magnoliopsida; Poales; Poaceae. The record is from RefSeq and is a predicted model, not a curated record.